Panicum hallii is the source of this 3349-nucleotide messenger RNA. Its product is annotated as formin-binding protein 4. The record is from RefSeq and is a predicted model, not a curated record. Bases 504 to 2948 code for a protein of 814 amino acids. Lineage: Eukaryota; Viridiplantae; Streptophyta; Magnoliopsida; Poales; Poaceae. Gene Ontology annotation, molecular function: protein binding. The transcript has 10 exons.
CUCGGUUGCCCACCUCGACCUGCAAACCCUAACCCUAGCUCGGUUCUCUCACCCCCCGCAACGCAUCGAAACCCCUCGCUCCCCGACCGAUGGGGAGGAGGAAGGAGCGCCGCCUGGCGGCCAAGGCCGCGGCGGGUCGCAGGGUCAAGCUCGACCUCUUCCUCGAUCCCUCCCCUGGGGAGGCAUCACAGAAAGAGGGUAUAGGAGGUGAAAUCCGUGACCAACAGACUGUGGUUCCCACUUCACCAUCUUCUUCAGGUGGGUUUCAUCAAUUUCCUUCCAAGGGAUAUGUAAAGAAGACAUGCCUAUGGAUUAUGGAACAUAAAUAUGGUGGAAAUUUGGAUUUGUUGUACAAGCAUGUAUGCGCUCCGCAUGUCUGGUUCUGAGAUACAUGUAGGGUUGCCGGCCUGCAAGGAACAUUGAGUAAAUUCUUCAGACCGAGCUGCCACUGUCAAAAUUGAGUGAAUGCCUACGGGUAAUUUCCCAUUUGGCAGCAUCUAAGCAUGGGGAUUUCAGGAUGUGAUUGUUCCCUCCUCGAUAAAAAGGAGAAUCCUCUAGCAUUGCUUGGGCAAUAUAGUGAUGAUGAAGAGGAGGAUGAGGAGGCAGCAGAUCAACCCACUGGUGAAGCUAAGCGGAGUCCAGGGGAUGCAAGUGCUCAGGUAACUAUUGAGCGUGCUGACACAGCUGGUGAUGCACAAACUGAACCAUUAGUUUCUGUUGGUGAUCAACAAGAAGCACCUGAAACUGGUGAUGUUAAGAACUACACUCAAAGUGUUACUGAAGAAAACACUCUUGCUCCUGAGCCAACUCUGCAAGAAGAGAGUGCGAUAGCAGCUGAAUCUGUUCCUGAUUCAUCUGGCAUGCAAAUUGUUGGUGAUAUUGGUGGAAAUUGGAAAGCAAUAAUGCAUGAACAGAGUAAUCGGUGUUAUUACUGGAACACAGUUACUGGAGAAACUUCUUGGGAGAUGCCAAAUGGAUUAGCUUCAGGAGUUGCUUCUGAUGGAGUUGCAUCUGCAUCUGUUCCUACUCAUAUGGACUAUCCAUUAGAAGCUCAAGCCCAUGUCCUUCCCCAAAACAUUCUGGAAGCAUAUCCAAGCGACAUGUCUGUUGGUAACGCCACAGCAACUUAUGCUAAUUUUGGAAUGACAUGUGGAAGUGCACAGGUAACUCAAGAUGCUUAUGCUUAUGCACCUGCCGCGAGUCAUGAGUCUAUGGACAUUGAUCCCUUGUAUCUUGCAAAAUAUGGUGAGGAAUUGCUACAAAGAUUGAACCUGCUAUCAAGGCUCCAUGGCUCGAAUGAAGGUCUUGAAUUGUUAAGAAGAGAAAUUGAGAUACGAAUAUCAGACUGCAAUGCACUCUCAUCAUAUGGAUCUUCUUUGCUGCCUUUGUGGUUGCAUGCUGAGGUGCAUCUUAAGCAACUAGACUCUUCUGUUUCCAAGUUGGAAAUGAGCUAUCGUGUGGAUACAGAGCCUAGGGAUUCGAAGACAGAGGUUGCUGAACACAAGGCACCUAAUGAAGCUGAUAUGCUAGCACCCUCCAAUGGUGAGGCUUUGAAAUCUGAGCUUAGUGCUGGGAUUACUAUUGAUGAAAAUGUUAAGAUUGAAAAGCCAGCUUCAACAUCUUCUGCUCAGAGUUCACAAGAUAAAGAUGCUCCAGCAGUUACUUCAAAAGUCGAAUCUGACAAUGAUGAAGAUAUGGAUGUGGAAAUGGAAGUUGAUGAGGAUAGUGUUGAAGAGCAGGUGCAUUGCAGUUCUGUACCUAAUAAGGAGCAUCCUCCAUCAGAACAAGUGAGUUCAGCUGAUUUGCCCCCAUUGGAAGGUCCUACUCCUCCUGAGGAUAAUGAUGUCCCUCCGCCUCCACCAGAGGAGGAAUGGAUUCCACCUCCACCACCUGAUAAUGAACCAGCUCCUCCAGCUCCCCCAGAAGAGCCCGCUGCAUCAUAUAUUCAUGCUGAUACAAUUUCUCAGCCAUAUAUAGCUCAAGCAAAUGUUGGCUAUACACUUUCAGGAAUGGAGUACUAUGCUACUGUUGGUACUGAAGGAACACAUGCCAGUUACUAUAUGCAAGUGACUGAGCCCCAUCUUCUUCAAGCACAGCAGCAUUCUUAUUAUGCACCAGUAUCUGCAAGUGGCAUAUCUGUUCCUGUUGAUGGCACAUCUAUUGCCCCAGAAUCUUACUAUACCUAUCCUUCAGUCAGUACGGCUGCCAGUGGAAUAGCAGCUGAACAUUCUGGAUACUAUGCUUCAUCAACCUCUGCCAUUCCUAGCAGUGCAGCAGAUAUCAAAACAGGCUCAGCUCCUCUUGUUUCUGCAAAUAUCAAUUCGGAUCCCAAAGGGCCUGAUAAAGUUAUAUCUAAGGAUGCAAGUAUUGCGCCUUUGACCCAAGCUGCAGUAGCAACAUCAGCUGCAGGAACAUCAUCCGUAAUUGGAAGUUCUACACAGUCUUCUACUAGUACUACAAAUCAGACUAAAGUUAUUCGUAGCAAGAAGCGGGCUGUUGCUGUUACAUCAUCCCUGAGGUCUAAUAAGAAGGUUUCGAGCCUGGUGGAUAAGUGGAAAGCUGCAAAGGAGGAACUUCGCGAUGAAGAGGAGGAACCUGAAAGCGCUUUGGAGGCAUUAGAAAGGAAGCGUCAAAAGGAAAUAGAGGAAUGGCGGAAACAACAGAUAGCUAGUGGAGAAGCUCAGGAAAAUGCCAAUUUUGUUCCUGUUCGUGGUGAUUGGCGUGACCGUGUGAAACGCAGAAGGGCUGAAGCAAAAAAGGAGCCAAAAGACGAGUCUAUUGCAGCAUCAAUAGGUAGUGCUGAACAGCAUAAAGGGUCACCUGAUCUUGCAGAGCUCUCCAAGGGGCUUCCUUCUGGUUGGGAGGCCUACGUGGAUGAAUCUACUAAGCAGGUCUACUACGGGAACAGCCUCACAUCGGAGACGUCCUGGGAGCGACCAACGAAAUGAAGAGAUGAUAGGACUGGUUAGUAGUCUCCAACCGAGGCGCACGGUCAACCAAAUGAAGAUAGGACUAGCGUGAUCAUGCAGUGGCAGCCGUACAAUCUGCUGCUGAUUUUUGUUGUAGAUAUCUCCUUGUUGAGUUCUUCAAAAAGAACGAACAAAAGUUGCCGAGAAUGAUCACGAAAGUAAAGUUUUUAUUAAACCUGUAGCUUCAAUGAGAGAUGGCACAAAAGCUUCCGGAGGACCUUCUUGGACGAAUUGUUUACUACUGAGUUUGAACAAUUCUGGCAGUGGGCAGAGUUGCAGACAAUGCAUGCGCAGUCCGAAUUUAGUUCAAAUUCUCUGCGUAAUGUUUGUAAAAAAAAGAGGUCCCGUGUAAAAUUUUUCUUGGGCCUGUCCCUUGCACA